This is a messenger RNA of Gadus chalcogrammus (walleye pollock), 1093 nucleotides long. RefSeq names its product gamma-glutamyl hydrolase-like. Gene Ontology annotation, molecular function: gamma-glutamyl-peptidase activity. The transcript is spliced from 9 exons. The record is from RefSeq and is a predicted model, not a curated record. Gene Ontology annotation, cellular component: vacuole. Gene Ontology annotation, biological process: tetrahydrofolylpolyglutamate metabolic process. Lineage: Eukaryota; Metazoa; Chordata; Actinopteri; Gadiformes; Gadidae. The coding region runs from base 61 to 987 and encodes 308 amino acids.
CGGGAUCUGCGGUCGUGAGGCGGCUUGGCGGGAUAUCGCUGCCUGUGCCCUCAACUUAACAUGUUGGUGCUGCUUCUCUGCGUCUUGUCCGCGGCAAGUCUACCUGCACAUUCCCUCGUCGAGAGAAAUGAUGCUCCGAUCAUCGGUAUACUGACUCAGGAGACCAGUAGACUCCCGCCAAACAUGACGAGUUAUCUAGCCGCCUCUUACGUUAAGUACGUGGAGUCCGCAGGAGGAAGAGUUGUCCCCAUCACGAUCAACCAGUCAUUGGAGCAUUAUACCAGCCUCUUCAACUCCCUGAAUGGCGUCAUUUUCCCAGGUGGUGCGUCCAACCUUAUUACAUCGGGUUACGCUCAGUCUGCAAAGAUAUUCUACCAGCUGGCUCUGGAGGCCAACACCAGAGGGGACUAUUUCCCCAUAUGGGGCACGUGUCUGGGCUUUGAAGAGCUCACCUACCUGACCAGUGGGAGGCUGCUGCUCAAUCUCACCAACACCAGAGGAAUACCUUUACCCAUGGUCUUCACCAACGAUCCCCGGCAGAGCAGGAUGUUCGGAGGGUUCCCGCCAGAUCUGUUGGAUGACAUGGCCGCCGAGCCGAUAUCAGCCCACGUCCACAAGUGGAGCGUCACGUCUGAUGUCUUUGAAAAUUCCACAGAGCUGAACAUGUUUUACAGAGUUCUCUCUGUAAACAGUGACGAAACAACAGAAUUUGUGUCGACUAUGGAAGCGUACAAUUACCCCAUCUAUGGAACCCUUUGGCACCCUGAGAAAAACGCCUUUGAGUGGACCCGGGACUACAUCCCCCACUCACCAGCUGCCAUCAAAACCACCUUCUUCAUGGCCGACUUCUUUGUCAACGAGGCGAGGAAGAAUUUCCACAAGUUCAACAACAAGACAGAAGAGGACAGCAGACUGAUAUACAACUAUAGUCCCCUAUACUCCUCUCCCGGAGGUUCUGUGUUUGAGCAAAAGUACUAUUUCCCUUAAGAUCUACAUGUAGGCCUAUAUACACCCCACUCUAAUAUAUAGUGCCCUGAUAGAUGUAAUCAUAAUAGAAGAAAAACUCUCUUCUUAUGAAAAAUAAAGCAAUGUU